GAUUGAGUCACUGUGUUUGUCAAUGUGAAUGUCAGGGUAAUACUAUCUUGUUCACGGUUUUGAUAAGGCACAUCACGUAACGGCGCGCAGCUGUGUGAUAUAAACAAAUAUCGUACCCUAUGAAUAGGCUAGAUAGAGCAGGACCUGACUGUUCGAAAGGAUUUUGGUUAAGAGUAAUCUCAACAACUCACCUUUAUAGAAAGACGCUCUGUUCAUAGGAUUGACGAAUUCGACGACCUGCAGUCGCCAUGGAGUUGAUACAUGUAGCCGAUGAUGGUGGAGAUGAGAUGACGCUGGUAAACUACAAUGGCCGCAAAUACCCACAGUUUCCCGGAUCUAUGCAGACCAAACCAAUAGAGAAAUUAGCAUCUGUUGAAAUCCGCUCUGACGAUAUUCUGGUGUGUACGUUCCCCAAGUCAGGUACCCACUGGGUCUGCGAGAUGGUUCGCCUGCUGGUGGCAGGAAAACUCGACCCUGAAGUCGGCAAAGGGUUUCACUUGAUUGAAGGUUGCAGUGAAGAUGACUAUAAAAAUCUCCCUUCUCCAAGAAUCCUCAACACUCAUGUGUUGUACAACGACCUUCCAGUGCAGGUUAAAGUGAUGAAACCUAGGAUAGUGUACGUGACUAGGAACCCCAAGGACGUGACUGUUUCCUAUUACAACUUUGUGAAGAAACUGACGAUGUGCUACAACUACACUGGAGAGUGGAAGAAUUUCUUUCGACCCUCACUGGAGGGGAAGUUUGACAACGGUUCCUGGUUCGAUUAUGUGAAGGACUGGGAGGAGGUGAAGAAAACCACUGAUGUCCCCAUACUGACGAUUAACUAUGAAGACAUGAAAGAGAAUCUGUUCCGCGAGAUGAAAAAAAUACAAGCCUUCCUUGGAAUUAAGAGGAGUGAUGAGUUUGUGAAGGAAGUAUGUGAUCAAUGCAGCUUCGCCUCCAUGAAGAAGAGCAAGGCAGCAAUGUCCGCGGUCACGUAUAGAAAGGGUGAAAUUGGGGACUGGAAGAAUUGGUUCACUAUCGCGCAGAAUGAGUGGUUUGAUCAAAUCUACAAGGAGAAGAUGAAAGAUUGUCCUUUGGAGUUCAGAUAUACAUUGAAAUAAUGGUGUUGUGGAGUGGGGAGAA
Messenger RNA from Haliotis rufescens (red abalone), 1125 nucleotides. Its product is annotated as sulfotransferase 1A1-like. Gene Ontology annotation, molecular function: sulfotransferase activity. Bases 249 to 1103 code for a protein of 284 amino acids. Gene Ontology annotation, cellular component: cytoplasm. The record is from RefSeq and is a predicted model, not a curated record. Gene Ontology annotation, biological process: sulfation. NCBI's taxonomy places the organism in Eukaryota, Metazoa, Mollusca, Gastropoda, Lepetellida, Haliotidae. The transcript has 6 exons.